Messenger RNA from Ceratotherium simum simum (southern white rhinoceros), 1370 nucleotides. It is a transcript of the gene CCDC166, whose product is annotated as coiled-coil domain containing 166. Lineage: Eukaryota; Metazoa; Chordata; Mammalia; Perissodactyla; Rhinocerotidae. The record is from RefSeq and is a predicted model, not a curated record.
CGUCCCGCCCCGCUAGAAUAUUCAGGCUGAGGGACCGGAAGGGUUGAGCUGGAGGAGCGGGCUGGGGGCGGUGCCCUCACGCGUCCGCGUGCCCCAGACCCCGAUCCCAACCCAUGGCGCCCAAGAAGAAGCGCGGGCUGAGCGCAGGGCGCCAGCCAGGUGCGGCGAGAGAGGGCGCCGAGGCGCCACUGUCGGAGCGCGCGCAGUAUCUGCAGCGUGAGUACAAGCUGCUCUCAGAGCAGCUGGACGCCUGCGAUCAGCGCGUGGACCAGGUGCUACAGGAGAACGCCUUCCUCGACCGCGAGGCGCUGCGCCUGCGCGAGGAGAACCGGCUCUACGCCAGCUACAUGAGCGCGCACGCGCAGCGCUGCGCCAAAGCUAUCGUCCGGCUGCAGGAGCAGAACCGCGUGGACCUGACGCAGAUCGACUGGCAGCGAGCCGAGCUGGCGUCGCACUACAGUGGGCGAGAGGACGGGGUGCGCGCGCAGCUGCUGGAGAUGGAGGCGCGCGCGGCGCAGAUAGCGCGGCAGGUGCAGGAGCUGCAGCCCUACAAGGAGCUGCAGCUGGAGCAGCUGGCCCGGAUCCGGGCGCUGGAGCGCGAGCUGCUGCACAAGCGCGUGGAGCACACGCAGUUGCUCCACUGCGUGAAGCGGCGCUUCAUCGAGGACAAGGCGGCCUUCGAGCGUGAGGCUCGCCAGCGCGUGCAGUCCCUGGCACGGCGCGCUGAGAGGGAGGCAGCGCGCGCGCUCAUCGCGCACACGCAGACCAUCAAGGCGGACAACGGGCGCCUGCGGCAGGAGCUGCUGCGGCUGCUCAGCCGGGCCCAGCUGCUGCAUGAAACGCGGCGCCAGCUGCUGGAGCAGCGUGAGCACCUGCGGCGCGAGCACGAGGACACGCGGGGCCUGGCGCGCGUGCAUGGCUGGCUGCGCCGGGGCCCCGAAGGCCCGCCGCUAUGGCAACCUCCUCCGCUCGCCUCGCGCCGCGAGUCCUUCGCCUCCUCCCCAAGCCUGUCGCGCGCAGCCUCGCGGCCCCCUUCGAACACAGCCUCCCAGGCCCCGUCACUGCUCUCGACGCGCGCAGCUUCCCGGCCCCCGUCAAACGCAGCCUCCCGGGCCCCGUCACUGCUCUCGACGCGCACGGCCUCUCGGGUCCUGUCAGCGAUCUUGUCGCGUAUGGGCUCCAGGGUCCCAUCCCAGGCCCCAUCGCACACGGGCUCCCGGGUCCCGUCCUUGACCCUGUCCCGCCCAGGUUCCUGGGUUUCUUCGCGGUCCUCAUUGCGUGCGGCGUCACAGAACACCACCCCCUCUGCCAAGUCGGUGCCUGGAUUGGGCUCUUCCCAUCCCGCAGUCGAAGAGGACCAUGAACACUGA